AUGCUAAGAAGACAAAAGAUUAUAAUCUUUGUGUGUAUUUCGAUUAUACUUGUAUCAUUAUUCACAACUAAGGCGGUGGAUAUCAAUUCAAUUGAUGCUACGAACACAGCUUUUUCUAUAACACCAAAUUUGUUCAAUUUUAAAACAGUGCAUGAGGAACCUGAGCUCCGUUAUAAUGAGAAGAGAGUUACGUUUGUUUCAAGACAUCCUGGUACAAAGAAGGAUUUCGGCUUCUUAGUAGAUUUUCUAGAACUUAAAAAUGUCACUUACUAUACUAAAUUAAUUGAGCCUAAAGGUGAAUCUCCAUACAUUCUAACAAACGAAGAAGCCGAUGAAAUUUGUGAAACUUCUGAUUAUAUAUUUGUGACAGAUUGUUUAACUGAUGGUUGGAAUUUUAUUAGAGAUAGAAAAUCAAAAUGUAAGAAUUUACAUUUUAUUGUUUCUCAACGUGCUGAUUUCUGUGCAAAGAAGGAGGAUAAAAACAAGUUCUUAAAAGAUUUAGAUUUUUCUUUAAACAGAGAAGAUGAAUUUAGAACAAACCUUAUUCCAAACAAUAUAUUCGAAGUUCCUUAUGCUAAGUUUAAGGGUGUCAAUAUUACUGCCGAGUACCCAGUUAUUAGACCUUUUGGUUACACAGACAUGGAAGCAAAGACUAUUGAUAAUGAAGAAAAAAAUCCUCCUUGUCUAAUCGCUGGUAGAGUCAAGCAAGAUACUGACUACUUAUUCAAAUCCGUUCAAGAACAUACUGGCUAUACCUGUAAAAAAUUACCGGAAUUAUAUGGUGGCCCAAAAACUUUAAGUCAAUAUAAUUCCAUCAUUGUUCAUUUACCUCAUCAAGUCUCUGUCAUGAAAAUGUGGGAAAAUAUAGCACAUGGUGUUUUAAUAGCAAUUCCUUCGCCAUCUUUCUUGGAUGUUGUCUGUGAAGGUCGUCUAUGUAAUGACAUCGGUGAUUUGAACUUCUCUAAAAAACUCGAUAAGAAAAAUUGGGCAAAAUAUUGUGAUUUCUAUAAUGAUCCGAAAUUCAGUAACUGUUUUAUCCAAUAUGAAAGCUGGGAAGAAUUGAAACAAUUAUUAGAAAGCAGAUCAUAUCUGGAACACAUAAAUGAAUGUAGAGAUAUUAUGCAAGACAGAAGAUUAGAGUCAUUAAGAAGUUGGAGAAAAAUCUUUGAAAAAGGCAGUCUCACAGCUUGA
Molecule: messenger RNA, 1191 nt
Organism: Tetrapisispora phaffii CBS 4417
Lineage: Eukaryota; Fungi; Ascomycota; Saccharomycetes; Saccharomycetales; Saccharomycetaceae
Exons: 1
Coding region: 1-1191 (396 amino acids)
Source: RefSeq, a predicted model, not a curated record